GACACUCAGAAACAAGAAACACCUGCGAAAGUACCAAGGCAAUAGACAGAACAGCAACGACACCAUGGCAGGAGGUACUACAGUCCGCGACGUCAAGGCAGACACAUUCAUCAACGCCUACGCAGCCUUCCUCAAGCGUUCAGGAAAGCUCGAAGUCCCUACCUGGGUCGACACCGUCAAGACUGGAACAGCAAAGGAACUUGCUCCUUACAACCCAGACUGGUAUUAUGUCCGUGCAGCAGCUGUAGCGAGGCACAUUUACCUUCGCAAGAGCGUCGGUGUUGGCGCUCUCAAGAAACUCCACGGAACUGCCAUCAACCGUGGUAACAGACCUUCUCACCACCGCGACUGCUCUGGCAGUGUUCAGCGUAAAGUGGUACAAUCACUUGAGAAGCUCGGUGUGUUGGAGCAAUCUGACAAUGGUGGCAGGAAGAUCACGGAGCAGGGACAGCGUGAUUUGGACCGUAUCGCUACAUCUCUCAUGGCUGAUGACGAGUAAACUGGCUCUUGUUCUUGCAACAAGCAGUUUAUCUCUCUCAGGCUUGUCGGACUGAGCCCUUUUUCGCGGCAAGUCUGAUCUUUUUGCAUACCAGGUGUCUUCAUGAUACCACUUGGGUCUCUCUCUGUCGUGUACUCAUGAACGGAAAGGCCUCAUAGCAUAUCCAUAAACAACUGAUGUGCUCCCCAUUCCUUCUUUCUCUGAUGAUCAUUUUGUGAUGACCAGCUUGACCUAGACGACAACAUCUUGCGCGACGUCACUACUCCUCCACAUACUCCAAUUCUACAAUCAGCAUGCAUUCAUGAAGCUCAUUAGGAAGAACCUCGAGAAGGAUGGCAGCGGCGGGAUGACGC
This is a messenger RNA of Protomyces lactucae-debilis, 852 nucleotides long. Its product is annotated as 40S ribosomal protein S19-B. Gene Ontology annotation, molecular function: structural constituent of ribosome; RNA binding. Lineage: Eukaryota; Fungi; Ascomycota; Taphrinomycetes; Taphrinales; Protomycetaceae. Gene Ontology annotation, biological process: translation; ribosomal small subunit assembly. The record is from RefSeq and is a predicted model, not a curated record. Bases 65 to 499 code for a protein of 144 amino acids. Gene Ontology annotation, cellular component: cytosolic small ribosomal subunit; ribosome. The transcript has 2 exons.